This is a messenger RNA of Notechis scutatus (mainland tiger snake), 2633 nucleotides long. RefSeq lists its product as uncharacterized. Gene Ontology annotation, molecular function: DNA-binding transcription factor activity; RNA polymerase II cis-regulatory region sequence-specific DNA binding. NCBI's taxonomy places the organism in Eukaryota, Metazoa, Chordata, Lepidosauria, Squamata, Elapidae. The record is from RefSeq and is a predicted model, not a curated record. Gene Ontology annotation, biological process: regulation of transcription by RNA polymerase II.
ACUCAUGGGAGAAAGUUGGUGUGCAGAGUGGUUUUUCUGCUCUUCCAAGGGUCGAAACAGCAGCUGGAAGACAAAGAUGAUGCCAGAAGACCACACUGGACAACUGAGAAUAACAAGCAAUAUUGAAAUGCAAAACAGAUUGAGGCAGAAAUAAAGAUAUUGUCCAUUUCCAUCAAAAAACCCACACAAUUCUUCUCCUUCCACAGCAGAUGAGAGGCAAAGGAAAGAAAAUCAAUGAGAGAUUUCGUUCUGCAAAAAGUAGAGUAUAUGGAACUCAAGCACACAAUACACAAAAAGGUCAAGGGAGAUUAUUUUUCCAUUCAGAAAAAGAGGAAAAUAUCUGGAAGUCAGUUGGGAGGAAAAGGUUAUCAGUGGUGGAAAAGCUCCAUAGGUGUGCCUUUAAAGGAAGAAGCAGACUACAAAUUGCAAGUGACUACGCAGGGGAGAAUCUACUCUGGAGAAAAGCAGAUACAAAUUAUCUGAAUGUGGCAAAAGUUUUUGUCAAACAGAUCCUUUUUCCUUCACGGAAGAACCCACCCAGAAGAGAUGUCCUACAAGUGCUUCCAAUGUGGUAAACCCUUUAGCAAAAAUGGCAACUUGGUGAUACAUAUGAGGACUCACAGCAGAGAGAAGCCAUAUGACUGUCCAGAUUGUGGGAAACAUUUCAUUGCAUAUUCCCACUUGGUGAGCCACCUGAGGACUCACACAGGAGAGAAACCUUUUGAAUGUCCUGAUUGUGGGAAAAGUUUCAGUCAGAAUUCCUGCCUGGUGAAUCAUCAGAGGACUCACACAGGAGAAAAACCCUUUGAAUGUCCUGUUUGUGGGAAAUGUUUCAGUGAGAAUUCCAGCCUGAUAAGACACCAGAGGACUCACGCAGUUGAUAAACCCUUUGAAUGUUCUGAUUGUGGGAAAGGUUUCAGUAAGAAUUCCAACCUGGUGAACCACCAGAGGACUCACACAGGAGAGAAACCCUUUGAAUGUCCUGUUUGUGGGAAACGUUUCAGUCAGAAUUCCAACCUGGUGAAGCACCAAAGUACUCACACAGGAGAGAAACCCUUUAAAUGUCCUGUUUGCGGGAAAUGUUUCAGUCAGAAUUACAGCCUGGUGAGCCAUCAGAGGACUCACACAGGAGAGAAACCCUUUGAAUGUCCUGUUUGCGGGAAAUGUUUCAGUCAGAAUUCCAACCUUGUGAGCCAUCAGAGGACUCACACAAGAGAGAAACCCUUUGAAUGUCCUGUUUGCAGGAAACGUUUCAGUCAGAAUUACAGCCUGAUGAACCAUCAGAGGACUCACACAGGAGAGAAACCCUUUGAAUGUCCUGUUUGCGGGAAAGGUUUCUGUCAGAAUUCCAACCUGGUGAGCCAUCAGAGGACUCAUACAAAAGAGAAACCCUUUGAAUGUCCUGUUUGUGGGAAAAGUUUUGGUCAGAAUUGCAACCUGGUGAGCCAUCAGAGGACUCACACAAGAGAGAAACCCUUUGAAUGUCCUGUUUGUGGGAAAAGUUUUGGUCAGAUUUCCAGCCUGGUGAAUCAUCAGAGAACUCACACAGGAGAAAAGCCCUUUGAAUGUUCUCUUUGUAGGAAAAGUUUUAGUCAGAUUUCUCAUCUGAAGAACCAUCAGAGGACUCACAAAGGAGGGAAACCAAUUUAAUGUUCUGAUUAUAGGAAAAGUUUCAGUCAGAAUUCUGUCCUGGUGAACCAUCAGAGGUCUCACACAGGAGAGAAACUCUUUGAAUUUCCUGAUUGUGGGAAACAUUUAUGUUACAAUUCCAACUUGGUAAGAGAAUCGACACAAGAGAAAAACUCUUUGCAUAUGUAGAGUGUGGGGAAAGUUUCAAUGAGAAUUCUGACCCGGUGAAAUACCAGAGGACUCACACAGGAAAGAAACCUUUUCAAUAACCUGAUUGUGGGUAUAUUUCAAUCAGAAUUCCUACUUGGUGAAAUACCAGAGGACUCACAUGGGAGAGAAACCCUUUGAAUGUCCUGUUGGCGGGAAAGGUUUCUGUCAGAAUGUGAAUCUGGAGAUAUACUGGAGGACUCACAGAAGAGACAAAUCUGGAUGAUGCUUCUGGCAUAAAUUGUUCCAUAUUGCCCACAUGGAAAUGCAAGUGAAGGAAAAGUUGAUGAGUUUAGUGAAGGGAUUCAUUUCUCAUCUCUCAUUAGGAAUGUAGGUGAAAACAUAUCUCAGAAUUAGACUUGUAAGUGGAGAAAAAAGGAAUAUGGAAAAGGGCUGCCUACCAGUUUCUCGUUAUCAGCAGCAAUUUCAUUUUUGCAAAAACAAAGAUGAUGCCAGAAGACCACACUGGACAACUGAGAAUAACAAGCAAUAUUGAAAAGCAAAGAAAAUUGAGGCAGAAAUAAAAAUAUUCUCCAUUUCCAUCAGAAGAACCACACAAUUCUUCUCCUUCCACAGAAGGUGACAGACGAAAGAAAGAAAAUUGAUACGAGAUUUCAUGCUGCAAAAAGGAGAGUAUGUGGAACUCAAGGACACAAUACACAAAUAGGUCAAGAAAGAUUAUUUUUCCAUUCAGAAAAAGAGGAAAAUAUCUGGAACUUAGUGGGAAGGAAAAGAUUAAUUGGAUGGGUACAUAGGACAGACAGUAAUCCUUGCAUUGCCCUGGGGGAAGAAAUGGG